AUGGCUGGAUCACCGUGCCACCCAGACUGUGUGAAUACUGCUGCACCACUGUGCCACCCAGACUGUGUGGAUACUGCUGCACCACUGUGCCACCCAGACUGUGUGGAUACUGCUGCACCACUGUACCACCCAGAAUGUGUGGCUACUGCUGAACCAAUGUGCCACCCAGACUGUGUGGAUAUGGCUGGAUCACUUUGCCACCCAGACUGUGUGAAUACUGCUGCACCAUUGUGUCACCCAGACUGUGUGGAUACUGUUGCACCUCUGUGCCACCCAGACUGUGGGGAUACUGCUGGACCAAUGUGCCACACAGACUGUGUCGAUACUGAUACACCAAUGUGCCAUCCAGACUGUGUGGAUACUGCUGCACUACUGUGA
Molecule: messenger RNA, 378 nt
Organism: Protopterus annectens (West African lungfish)
Lineage: Eukaryota; Metazoa; Chordata; Ceratodontiformes; Protopteridae
Product: late cornified envelope-like proline-rich protein 1
Exons: 1
Coding region: 1-378 (125 amino acids)
Source: RefSeq, a predicted model, not a curated record